Molecule: messenger RNA, 1227 nt
Organism: Rhinichthys klamathensis goyatoka
Lineage: Eukaryota; Metazoa; Chordata; Actinopteri; Cypriniformes; Leuciscidae
Product: patatin-like phospholipase domain-containing protein 6
Exons: 6
Coding region: 99-827 (242 amino acids)
Cellular component (GO): endoplasmic reticulum
Molecular function (GO): phosphatidylcholine lysophospholipase A1 activity
Source: RefSeq, a predicted model, not a curated record
CCUGCUACCUUGUGGAUGUCUGUCUUUGUGUGUGUGCGUGUGCAUUUGUUUGCAUUCAACUGGCAUUGUAACGCCCUGCAGCGGACAUAGCUCGCAAUAUGGGCACAAAAACAGUCAUCGCCAUUGAUGUGGGCAGCCAGGAUGAGACUGAUCUCUGUAACUACGGUGACAGUCUUUCUGGCUGGUGGCUGCUAUGGAAACGAUUCAACCCGUGGGCUGAGAAAGUGAAGGUGCCUGACAUGGCAGAAAUCCAGUCCCGUUUGGCCUACGUAUCCUGUGUACGACAGCUGGAACUUGUCAAGAAGAGUGCAUACUGCGAGUACAUUUGCCCACCCAUCGACCGCUUUAAGACUAUGGACUUUGGGAAAUUUGAUGAAAUCUAUGAUGUGGGUUACCAGCAUGGUAAACUGAUGUUUACUGAGUGGGCUCGUGGGGACAUCAUUGAUAUGCUGAAAGACCAUCGCUCAGCGGACUAUAAUGACAGCAAGAAGACCGAUUCGUGCACGUGUCCUAGUGCAGACUUCACCGAUCUAGCUGAAAUUGUGUCCAGGAUUGAGCCAGUACAAAGCUACUUAGGAGCUGAUGCAGAGGAGUCUGACUAUGCGACAGAGUACGAGGAGGAUGGGAUGGACACAGUGAGAGAGGAGGAGUGUGAGGGUGAGGGUGAGGAAGAAGAAGAAGAAGAGGCUGAAGACCCAGAGGACCAGUCUCCUGGAGAAUGGGGACCAAAUGGGAUCUUCACAACAGAUGAAGAGAAGACGGUGCGUCAGAGGAAGUACAUCACAAGGGACCUCAACAUGGACUUCUCUGGAGUGUCAGAUUCCUGAAAAGGGAGUAAUGCAGGGUCCAGAGGUCAAAGGGCACUGGAAAGAGAAGCAGAGACUCACCAGUGGCUGAGGAGUGUAAAGAUAGAUACAGAAGAAAAGACUUCUGAAUUAAUAAGAUUGUGGGGAAUUCACCAAAGAUACUGUGAUUUAGACCCAUUAACACUACAACACCCACAACUUGUCACCAAAACUGUGACUCCUCUAUUAUCGUUAUCGUUUUGCCUUUGAAUUUAUUUAUUUUCGGCUCAAGACUCUGCAACAACAGGGUCCAGGAACUGUGGGGGCCCACCUAGGCAGAGGAAUCACUCCUUGAGAAACUGUGCCACUGAAAUGAGGGGCUCUAUAUCUUUUGAGAUGUUUUGGUAUUUUACAUCUUAAAUGUCUAAAAGGGAGUUUCAUG